Molecule: messenger RNA, 2242 nt
Organism: Pseudogymnoascus verrucosus
Lineage: Eukaryota; Fungi; Ascomycota; Leotiomycetes; Thelebolales; Thelebolaceae
Exons: 2
Coding region: 191-1486 (431 amino acids)
Biological process (GO): regulation of DNA-templated transcription
Molecular function (GO): histone acetyltransferase activity
Source: RefSeq, a predicted model, not a curated record
CUGUCAGGGUCCAAACAGUCCCUCAAUCGCGCAGCGACUUCCCCAGAGAGGAGAAAGCAUACCUAACUGCCCUCCCAAAUAAAUGACUCCCCCCAUAACCCACCUUUCCACUUACCGCGACAUCGUCGCUCACAAGAACCCCAAAUCUCAUCUCAUGUAGCACGAUUCCCUACCACCCUGGCCCACAAAUAUGGCGCCGAUAAAACGUAAACGCGGCGGCACCGCUCCGCCGCCCGCACCAAGAACCACCCGCAGUGUGACGGCGGCGAAUGCGACUACAACGGGAACGGCGGGGGCGCAAAAUGCGACGGCAACGACGGAGCCUGACAAACCUGCGAAACCAGUGAGGGAGAAGCGUAAGGAGCAGCCUGCAUAUGUGUCAUCGUCAGCCUCGGCCCCGUCACCGAUACCGCUGAAGCCAGAGAGGAGAAGCAGAAAGACGAGAGCUAUGCCGACUGCGACGGCUAGGCGCGCGGUGUCGCUCACACCAUCGCUGAGCUCGUCGACGUCGAAACCUUCAGCUGCGGCUGCGCCGACGCUGGAGAGGAAUGUGGAUAAUGUUGUGCUGGGCGAUAUACUAUUUAGGGCGUGGUAUCCGAGUCGCCAUGUUAAGGAGAUAGUGGGGAGGGAGGUGGUGGAGGAGAAGGAGAUGCUGGAGCGGCUUUAUGUGUGUAAGCAUUGCUUCAAGUAUAGCAAGGAGUUGAUGGGAUGGGUUGGGCAUGGAAAGGCGUGUGAGAGGAGGAGAGGGGGGCCGGCGCCAAUGAUACCAGGGAGGAAGAUAUACAGUCAUGGGAACAGUGGGUGGAGUGUCUGGGAGGUGGAUGGGGAAGUCGAUUCUUUAUAUUGUCAAAAUCUGUGCCUAUUUGCGAAGCUAUUCCUCGAUAACAAGUCCGUCUUCUUCGAUGUUACCGGGUUCACCUACCUGCUGCUCGUGCACGCGAACCCUACGACACACGAAGAGCAAGUCAUCGGGUUCUUUAGCAAGGAGAAGAUGUCGUGGGAUAACAACAAUCUCGCCUGCAUCCUCGUGUUCCCGCCAUGGCAGCACAAAGGUCUCGGCUCCCUACUGAUCGCUGUAUCCUACGAGAUCUCACGACGCGAGAAAAUCAUAGGCGGCCCCGAGAAACCCAUCUCUGACCUGGGAAAGAUGAGUUACAUCAAAUACUGGAGCGGCGAAGUAGCCCGCUACCUCCUGGACGUAGGAGACAUGGAGAAGAAGAAAACCAAGGUAGUGAGCUUGGAUGAUAUUAGUGCGGGUACAUGGAUUUGCGUAGAAGAUUGCCUCACGGCGCUGAAGCAUAUGAACAUCGCUGUUGCGGCUGCGAGGGGGAAGGGAGAUGUGCAGAAAGUCAAGAUCGACAAGCAGCAACUCAGGGAGUGGAUGACGGCUAGUAAAACUGGUCUGGGACCGAUAAUUGAUCCUGAUGGGUUUGUGGCGGGGUACGGGUAUAGGGAAAGCAGUACGGAUGAGGAGAUGGGAGAUUGAAAGAGAGGAUGAUUAUGGAUUCGAUAUGACAGUGAUCACGGCAGUCAUCGUCUUGCCUACGAGUUGGCUCAUCAUAGCCAGACGCCAGACGAUGGAGGAACUCGGUUCGAGACGGGGUGUGGGAGAGCGUCUGAACAAACGAGGCUUCGGGUAUUCCGAGACUGGAAUAUAAGAAGUAUAGACUCCUGCGGUCUUGGGAGAAGGUUUGGUAGUGCCGGUCAGCUCAGACUACUGAACUCUUAUGUGAGGCACAUAAAGCCCACACACAUAGCAUUGGACAACAGCUAUUUGCAAAUAGAGAGAUACCAACCAAUUGAAUAUAUCACAACAUGUUGCACAUGUUAUUCCCCGCGUCAACCCUGUGUCCGCCCCGCCUGCACAUCUCUUUCCCCUUCCCAGCCGCAACAGCGAUAUCCAUAUGCUUCAGUGCCGCCUGCAAGUGCCGUCAGGUAAUCCUGGCCACCUAUCUAUGGGCCCAUAUUAAUCGCAUUAAGAUCUGCCCAUAACGGACCGCCGCGCCGCAAGGGCGGUACAAAGUCCCGUAUGUGAGUAUCCGCUUAUGGCGGCGCAUCCUUAAACGGCAUCAUUUUCGUCGAGCACCCAUCAGGUCAAGGCUUGAAUGGGGUUGCGGCUAAUUCAGUGGCGGUUAAUUCAGUGGCGGUUAAUUCAACGACGGCAGUUCAACUACGGUUAAUUUGGAAUAGUAUUAUAGUAGUUGGAACCCCGGUGGGGUUUAAAUCAUGGAACUAAUGCCAG